AUGUACAUCCACAUUCUCACCCAAAUGAUAGUGAACUACCGCAGCUACUUUUGGUGGUGGAGACGCCCUCUUAUAAGAAGAGGCACACAGGAAACAAAGUGCAGGAAGACAAGUACGUUUCGUUUGCAAAGGUUGAGUGUUGCAAUAUUUUCCCCCUCACUGCAUGCUAGUGGACAAAGAGAAGGAGAAGAUGUCUGGGCAGGGAACCCUCUCCCUGCUCACCUGCAUGGCAGCCAUUGGUAAGCACUGACCUCAGCUUAAUAUUCAAUUACAUAUUAAAGGGGUUGGACAAAACAUCAGCUCAACUUGUAAAAAAAAAGUAAAUUACUUUCAGUACUACAUAUUUUAAAUUACAGUUUAGUUUUUUUUGUUGCUAUUCCUGACUGAAUCUAAAAUACUCAAAUAUGUUGAACUGUUCACAACAUUGUAAUCAAUAGGCAAACUUGAAGUAGAAGAGGGUAUGUUUUCAAAAUGGAUGCUUAACUUGCACAAGGAUAAUUUAUGUAAAAGAAAGGUGCCUAAUGUUGCCAUUGCUGUCGGCUAAUGGGAAUCCCAAUAAAAAUAAAAAUCUAAUGCUCUAAAUGUAAUUGACUUGUUAGAUGCUCCAUUGUAAUUUUUUGGGGGCCUUCUAGAAAACAGAACUAGUCAUACAAUAUCUUUACUUGUGGUUUCACAUCAAUAACGGUAACUGACUUCCACUUUUUUGAUUUUGAGACAAUAGGCCAUUUAACCUUUUAAACCUAGAUACCACCUUAUUGUCUAUUCAUGUUUUUGAGACAGUCAAUGAUAAGCAUUAACUAUUGGCCAUUUAUCACACAUUUUUCAUAGUGGAAAAGGUCAUAAAGAAGUUAUUUACAAUGUUACAGCUGCUUUAACUUUUGAGGGCAGUCACUUAUUUUUUUUAACUAAUAGGGAGAAGCAACUUGCUCUUGCUUGCUGAAUAUAAAAUAGGCUAGAGGGUUGGCAAUGAACUGGCGGGAAGUUUGACUGGCUAGAGCAUGUAGCUCUGGUGUAGUAAUAUUUAUAUCAAUAAAUAAAUAUAUCAAAAUGUUGAUAGAAUGUUUUUUGGUGGGCAGAAAAGUCAAUUUAGGGAGGCAUUGCCCCCCCAAUGCCUCCAUAGCGCCGGCACUGGUUUUCACUGACCAUGAUCUAAAAUAUUAAAUAUUAAAUUAUGCCAAUUUCUCGUGUUGUAGGGAAGAUCGGAUAUCUAAGAUUUGUGUGAAAUGCUGAUUAAAUUAUGUAUUCUAUUGUACAUCGUGGAUUAGGCCCACUAGACAACAAAUAUUUACGAAUAUCAUUUUUAUGCAUCUAACCCAAAUAGUUGUCUGUCAUCCAAUUCUACCACUCUUUUCUUUUCUUUGCCAGCUGUCUCUUCAAUGGCUUUCAACAUUGAUGAAAACCCCCCACAAAUCUACAAAGGGGAGGAACAAGAUUUAUUUGGUUACAAAGUCCUGCAAUUCAUUUCUGGCAAGGAGAAAGGGCAAGUGUUAUUGUUAUCAUCAUAGUGAAAAAUGUGUGGUUCUGGUUAGUAUUAUGUUACAAACUUCAUCUGCAACACAGUAUCACACACCUGAGGAAACAAAAAUUACCAGAACAAUGCACCUGUGUCUGCAAACGUGCACUAUAUACAGUGGGCUCCAAAAUUACUGCCAACCCUGACUGGCAAUGCACAAACCAUACUUUAAAAAAUAUAAACAAUAUAAUUAUAGAGAAACUCAAAAUACCAACAUGUGAGAAAUACUGUACUUUAUUAAUGUUUCAAUGGAACCAACCAAAAUCAUACAAUUAUUUAAUACAAAAUAAAUAUCACCAAAAUCAAGGUUUCAUUAUUAUUGGCACUCCUCAUUUACUACUACCUCUGGCUAAGAUAACAGCAUGGAGUCUAUUCCUGUAACAUUUGACAAGUUUAAGGAACACAUUUGGAGGGAUUUUGGACCAUUCCUCUAUGCAGAUCCUUUCAAGAUCCUUCACAUUCUUGGGUUUGCGCUUAUCAACUCCCCUCAACAACUCAGCCCACAGAGUUUCGAUUGGAUUGAGGCGACUGAGAUGGCCAUGGCAGAACAUUGAUUUUGUUGUCACAUAACCAUUUCUGUGUGGAUCUUGAGGUACAGUGGGAAAAAAAAGUAUUUAGUCAAAUCAAAUCAAAUCAAAUUUUAUUGGUCACAUGCGCCGAAUACAACAGGUGCAGACAUUACAGUGAAAUGCUUACUUACAGCCCUUAACCAACAGUGCAUUUAUUUUAAACAAAAAAAGUAAGAAUAAAACAACAACAAAAAAAGUGUUGAGAAAAAAAGAGCAGAAGUAAAAUAAAGUGACAGUAGGGAGGCUAUAUAUACAGGGGGGUACCGUUGCAGAGUCAAUGUGCGGGGGCACCGGCUAGUUGAGGUAGUUGAGGUAAUAUGUACAUGUGGGUAGAGUUAAAGUGACUAUGCAUAAAUACUUAACAGAGUAGCAGCAGCGUAAAAAGGAUGGGGUGGGGGGGGGGCAGUGCAAAUAGUCCGGGUAGCCAUGAUUAGCUGUUCAGGAGUCUUAUGGCUUGGGGGUAGAAGCUGUUGAGAAGUCUUUUGGACCUAGACUUGGCACUCCGGUACCGCUUGCCGUGCGGUAGCAGAGAGAACAGUCUAUGACUAGGGUGGCUGUAGUCUUUGACAAUUUUGAGGGCCUUCCUCUGACACCGCCUGGGAUAGAGGUCCUGGAUGGCAGGAAGCUUUGCCCCAGUGAUGUACUGGGCCGUACGCACUACCCUCUGUAGUGCCUUGCGGUCGGAGGCCAAGCAGUUGCCAUACCAGGCGGUGAUGCAACCAGUCAGGAUGCUCUCGAUGGUGCAGCUGUAGAUUUUUUUGAGGAUCUGAGGACCCAUGCCAAAUCUUUUUAGUCUCCUGAGGGGGAAUAGGCUUUGUCGUGCCCUCUUCACGACUGUCUUGGUGUGUUUGGACCAUGAUAGUUCGUUGGUGAUGUGGACACCAAGGAACUUGAAGCUCUCAACCUGUUCCACUACAGCCCCGUCGAUGAGAAUGGGGGCGUGCUCAGUCCUCUUUUUUUUCCUGUAGUCCACAAUCAUCUCCUUUGUCUUGGUCAUGUUGAGGGAGAGGUUGUUGUCCUGGCACCACACGGCCAGAUCUCUGACCUUCCUCCCUAUAGGCUGUCUCAUCGUUGUCGGUGAUCAGGCCUACCACUGUUGUGUCGUCGGCAAACUUAAUGAUGGUGUUGGAGUCGUGCCUGGCCAUGCAGUCAUGGGUGAACAGAGAGUACAGGAGGGGACUGAGCACGCACCCCUGAGGGGCCCCCGUGUUGAGGAUCAGUGUGGCAGAUGUGUUGUUACCUACCCUUACCACCUGGGGGCGGCCCGUCAGGAAGUCCAGGAUCCAGUUGCAGAGGGAGGUGUUUAGUCCCAGGAUCCUUAGCUUAGUGAUGAGCUUAGAGGGCACUAUGGUGUUGAAUGCUGAGCUGUAGUCAAUGAAUAGCAUUCUCACGUAGGUGUUCCUCUUGUCAAGGUGGGAAAGGGCAGUGUGGAGUGCGAUAGAGAUUGCAUCAUCUGUGGAUCUGUUGGGGCGGUAUGCAAAUUGGAGUGGGUCUAGGGUUUCUGGGAUUAUGCUGUUGAUGUGAGCCAUGACCAGUCUUUCAAAGCACUUCAUGGCUACAGACGUCAGUGCUACGGGUCGGUAGUCAUUUAGGCAGGUUAUCUUAGAGUUCUUGGGCACGGGGACUAUGGUGGUCUGCUUGAAACAUGUUGGUAUUACAGACUCAGUCAGGGACAUGUUGAAAAUGUCAGUGAAGACACUUGCCAGUUGGUCAGCACAUGCUCGGAGUACACGUCCUGGUAAUCCGUCUGGCCCUGCGGCCUUGUGAAUGUUGACCUGCUUAAAAGUCUUACUCACAUCGGCUACGGAGAGCGUGAUCACAUAGUCAUCCGGAACAGCUGGUGCUCUCAUGCAUGCUUCAGUGUUGCUUGCCUCGAAGCGAGCAUAGAAGUGGUUUAGCUCGUCUGGUAGGCUUGUGUCACUGGGCAGCUCGCGGCUGUGCUUCCCUUUGUAGUCUGUAAUAGUUUUCAAGCCCUGCCACAUCCGACGAGCGUCAGAGCCAGUGUAGUAUGAUUCAAUCUUAGACCUGUAUUGACUCUUUGCCUGUUUGAUGGUUCGUCGGAGGUCAUAGCGGGAUUUCUUAUAAGCGUCCGGGUUAGAGUCCCGUUCCUUGAAAGCGGCAGCUCUACCCUUUAGCUCAGUGCGGAUGUUUCCUGUAAUCCAUGGCUUCUGGUUGGGGUAUGUACGUACGGUCACUGUGGGGACGACAUCAUCGAUGCACUUAUUGAUGAAGCCAGUGACUGAUGUGGUGUACUCCUCAAUGCUGUCUGAAGAAUCCCGGAACAUGUUCCAAUCUGUGCUAGCAAAACAGUCCUGUAGCUUAGCAUCUGCGUCAUCUGACCACUUUUUUAUUAACCGAAUCACUGGUGCUUCCUGCUUCAGUUUUUGCUUAUAAGCAGGAAUCAGGAGGAUAGAGUUAUGCUCAGAUUUGCCAAAUGGAGGGCGAGGGAGAGCUUUGUAUGCGUCUCUGUGUGUGGAGUAAAGGUGGUCUAGAGUUUUUUUCCCUCUGGUUGCACAUUUAACAUGCUGGUAGAAAUUAUGUAGAACGGAUUUAAGUUUCCCUGCAUUAAAGUCCCCGGCCACUAGGAGCGCUGCAUCUGGAUGAGCGUUUUCCUGUUGAUUAAUGGCCUUGUACAACUCAUUCAGUGCAAUCUUAAUGCCAGCAUUGGUUUGUGGUGGUAAAUAGACAGCUAUGAAAAAUAUAGAUGAAAACUCUCUUGGUAAAUAGUGUGGUCUACAGCUUAUCAUAAGAUACUCUACCUCAGGCGAGCAAAACCUCGAGACUUCCUUAGUAUUUGAUUUUGUGCACCAGCUGUUGUUUACAAAUAUACACAGACCGCCACCCCUUGUCUUACCAGAGUCAGCCGUUCUGUCCUGCCGAUGUAGCGUAUAGCCUGCUAGCUGAAUGUUAUCAUUGUUGUCGUUCAGCCACGACUCCGUGAAACAUAAGAUAUUACAGUUUUUAAUGUCCCGUUGGUAGGAUAACCGUAAUCUUAAAUCGUCCAUUUUAUUCUCAAAAGAUUGAACGUUGGCUAAUAGGAUUGAUGGAAGAGGCAGUUUACUCGCUCGCCGUCGGAUCCUUACAAGGCACCCGGAUCUGCGUCCGCGAUAUCUCCGUCUCUUCCUCACGCGAAUGACGGGGAUUUGGGCAUUGUCGGGUGUCUGUAUGAUAUCCUUCGCGGCCGCCUCGUUGAAGAAAAAAUCUUUGUCCAAUGCGAGGUGAGUAAUCGCUGUCCUGAUAUCCAGAAGCUCUUUUUGGUUAUAAGAGACGAUGGCAGAAACAUUAUGUACAAAAUAAAUUACAAAUAACGCGGAAAAACACACAUAAUAGUACAAUUGGUUAGAGGGUUGGUUAGAGGGCUGUAAAACGGCAGCCAUCUUCUCCGGCGCUGUUAUGCCGGAGAAGCCACCAAUUGUACAAGUUCUCCCACUUAAAAAGAUGAGAGAGGCCUGUAAUUUUCAUCAUAGGUACACGUCAACUAUGACAGACAAAUUGAGGAAAAAAAAAUCCAGAAAAUCACAUUGUAGGAUUUUUAUUUUAUUUAUUUGCAAAUUAUGGUGGAAAAUAAGUAUUUGGUCACCUACAAAUAAGCAAGAUUUCUGGCUCCCACAGACCUGUAACUUCUUCUUUAAGAGGCUCCUCUGUCCUCCACUCGUUACCUGUAUUAAUGGCACCUGUUUGAACUUGUUAUCAGUAUAAAAGACACCUGUCCACAACCUCAAACAGUCACACUCCAAACUCCACUAUGGCCAAGACCAAAUAGCUGUCAAAGGACACCAGAAACAAAAUUGUAGACCUGCACCAGGCUGGGAAGACUGAAUAUGCAAUAGGUAUGCAGCUUGGUUUGAAGAAAUCAACUGUGGGAGCAAUUAUUAGGAAAUGGAAGACAUACAAGACCACUGAUAAUCUCCCUCGAUCUGGGGAAGCAAGAUCUCACCCCGUGGGGUCAAAAUGAUCACAAGAACGGUGAGCAAAAAUCCCAGAACCACACGGGGGGACCUAGUGAAUGACCUGCAGAGAGCUGGGACCAAAGUAACAAAGCCUACCAUCAGUAACACACUACGCCGCCAGGGACUCAAAUCCUGCAGUGCCAGACGUGUCCCCCUGCUUAAGCCAGUACAUGUCCAGGCCCGUCUGAAGUUUGCUAGAGUGCAUUUGGAUGAUCCAGAAGAGGAUUGGGAGAAUGUCAUAUGGUCAGAUGAAACCAAAAUAGAACUCUUUGGUAAAAACUCAACUCGUCGUGUUUGGAGGACAAAGAAUGCUGAGUUGCAUCCAAAGAACACCAUACCUACUGUGAAGCAUGGGGGUGGAAACAUCAUGCUUUGGGGCUGUUUUUCUGCAAAGGGACCAGGACGACUGAUCCGUGUAAAGGAAAGAAUGAAUGGGGCCAUGUAUCGUGAGAUUUUGAGUGAAAACCUCCUUUCAUCAGCAAGGGCAUUGAAGAUGAAACGUGGCUGGUUCUUUCAGCAUGACAAUGAUUCCAAACACACCGCCCGGGCAACGAAGGAGUGGCUUCGUAAGAAGCAUUUCAAGGUCCUGGAGUGGCCUAGCCAGUCUCCAGAUCUCAACCCCAUAGAAAAUCUUUGGAGGGAGUUGAAAGUCCGUGUUGCCCAGCGACAGCCCCAAAACAUCACUGCUCUAGAGGAGAUCUGCAUGGAGGAAUGGGCCAAAAUACCAGCAACAGUGUGUGAAAACCUUGUGAAGACUUACAGAAAACGUUUGACCUGUGUCAUUGCCAACAAAGGGUAUAUAACAAAGUAUUGAGAAACUUUUGUUAUUGACCAAAUACUUAUUUUCCACCAUAAUUUGCAAAUAAAUUCAUUAAAAAUCCUACAAUGUGAUUUUCUGGAAUUAUUUUUCAUAGUUGACGUGUACCUAUGAUGAAAAUUACAGGCCUCUCUCAUCUUUUUAAGUGGGAGAACUUGCACAAUUGGUGGCUGACUAAAUACUUUUUUCCCCCACUGUAUGUUUUGGGUCAUUGUCUUGUUGGAAAGUCCACCUACGGCCAAGUCCCAGCCUUCUGGCAGAGGCAACCAGAUUGUCAGCCAAAAUUGCCUGAUACUUGGUGGAAUUCUUUAUGCCAUCAAUCUUAUCCAGUGCCCCUGGACCUCUGGAAUUAAAACAGCCCCAAAACAUCACUAAUCCACCACCAUAUUUCACCGUGGGUAUGAGGUGCCUCUCCUUGUAUGCAUCUCUGUUUCGACGCCAAACAUGCCGAUGCUGUAUCUGACCAAAACGUUCAAUUUUGGUCUCACCUUCUUCCAGUCAUAAUUUAAAUGACAUUUGGCAAACUCCAAGCGCUUGUGUCUGUGUCUUGGGGUCAGAAAGGGCUUUCUUCUGGCAACCCUUCAAAAGAGCCUGUGCUUGUGGAGGUGACGUCUGAUGGUGCUUUUUGAAACCUUGUGACCACAAGAUGCCACCAAGGCCUGCAAUUCUUUCACAGUGAUUCUUGGGGAUUUUGUUGCUUCUCUCACCAUCCUACUCCCUAUCCUGGGGGGCAAAAUGCAUUUGCGUCCUCUACCCGUGAGGUUUUCAACUGUUCCAUAUAUUUUCCAUUUUUAAAUAAUUGCCUUGACAGUGCUCAGUGGUAUAUUCAAUUGUUUGUGGAUCUUCUUGUAGCCAUUACCAGAUUUAUGAAGGUCUACAACCAUCUGUAGACCUUCAUGUCUCUUUUGUCCUGCCAGUUCUUUUGUUUUCUUCAUGGUGUUGGAUGACAAAGGAAUAUUGCAUGCGUGUUACCUCAUUUUUAUACCCUAGUGAAACAGGAAGUGAUGUAAUGGCUCAAUAUAGUUCCUUAAGACUUAGAUAAACUUAAAUAAGUGGAAUUUAAUUUGUGGUUUAAUUUUUGGUAGAUGUUAUUUACAAUAAUCUUUAAGGGUGCCAUUAAUUGUGAAACAUUGAUUUGGAGGACAUUGAUUUUUAAUUAAAUUAUUAAUUUAUUAAUUAAUUUAUUAAUUUGGUGGGUUCCAUUGGAACAUUAAUAUAGUACAGUAUUUCUCACAUGUUGGUAUUUUGAGUUUAUCUCUGUAAUUAUAUUGUAUUGUUUGUGCAUUGCCAGUCAGGGGUGCCAGUAAUUUUGGAGCCCACUGUAUAUCCAUAGCAAUGUAUUUAGAAAAUAUAGGGCUCUGUAUAUACAGUGAGCUCCAAACGUAUUUGUUGUUGUUUUGGCUCUGUGCUCCAGCACUUUGGAUUUGAAAUGAUACAAUGACUGUGAAGUUAACGUGCAGACUGUCAGCAUUAACUUGAGUGUAUUUUCAUCCAUAUCUGGUGAACCAUUUAGAAAUUACAGCACUUUAUGUACAUGGUCCCGCCAUUUUUGGGGACCAAAAGUAUUGGGACAAAUUCACUUAUGUGUAUUAAAGUUGUCAAAAUGUUAGUAUUUGGUCCCAUAUUCCUAAAACGCAAUGAUUACAUCAAGCUUGUGACUCUACAAACUUGUUGGAUGCAUUUGCUGUUUGUUUUGGUUGUGUUUCAGAUUAUUUUGUGCCUAUUAGAAUGAUGUAUUGUGUCAAUUUGGAGUCACUUUUAUUGUAAAUAAGAAUAGAUUAUGUUUCUAAACACUUCUACAUUCAUGUGGAUCCUACCAUGAUUACGGAUAAUCCUGAAUGAAUCGUGAAUAAUGAUGAGUGAGAAAGUUACAGAGGCAUAAAUAUCAUACCCCCUAAAAAACGCUAACCUCCCCUGUUAUUAUAAUGGUGAGAGGUUAGAAUGUCUUGGGGGUACGAUAUUCAUCAUUAUUCAUGAUUCAUUCAAGACUAUCGUAAUCAUGGUAGCAUCCACAUGAAUGUAGAAGUGUUUAUAAACGUAUUAUAUUCUUAUUUACAAUACUUGAACAUUUAUUACGUUUCUUAAAUUAUGUGAGCUGCAUCCAAUGCACAUGACUAAUGUGCAUCAGUGUAUUAGUUAUGCAUACAUUGAUGGAAUGGAAAUUCUAACUUGUGUUUCAUCAUAUCACACCUCUGAUAACAUCCUGCCUUCCUCCUUCACCAUGCAGUUGUUAUUGUAACCUUAGUAACCAAUAGAAAAUGGAUAAACAAAAGUAAUAUACCACAUUGUCACAAAUGUUAUGCAACCACUCUUGAUCUAAAGUUUGUCAUAUAUAUAAGAAGUCAUACAGUCUCAUCUAAUCGACCAAACUAUGCUGUAAUUUCUCACCCACAGGGUAAUGGUCAGUGCGCCACAUCAGAAGAAUGGAUCUGGUGGAAUCUGUAGAUGUGCUCAAGACCGAACAAACUGUACAAACUGUUACACUCCUGAAGGUAGAGAUGGAAGGUUGAUGAUACACUAUACUGUACUUACUGGACUGCAAUUUAGAAUGGUGGUUACCUUAACAAAAUGAAUAAUUAUAAGAAAUAUACAGUGAAUUUAUCAGUCUAUAAUUUUAAUGGUAGGUUUAUUUGAACAGUGAGAGACAGAAUAACAACAAAAAAAUCCAGAAAAACACAUGUAAAAUUUUUUAUAAAUUGAUUAGCAUUUUAAUGAGGGAAAUAAGUAUUUGACCCCCUCUCAAUCAGAAAGAUUUCUGGCUCCCAGCUGUCUUUUAUACAGGUAACGAGCUGAGAUUAGGAGCACACUCUUAAAGGGAGUGCUCCUAAUCUCAGUUUGUUACCUGUAUAAAAGACACCUGUCCACAGAAGCAAUCAAUCAAUCAGAUUCCAAACUCUCCACCUUGGCCAAGACCAAAGAGCUCUCCAAGGAUGUCAGGGACAAGAUUGUAGACCUACACAAGGCUGGAAUGGGCUACAAGACCAUUGCCAAGCAGCUUGGUGAGAAGGUGACAACAGUUGGUGCGAUUAUUCACAAAUGGAAGAAACACAAAAGAACUGUCAAUCUCCCUCGGCCUGGGGCUCCGUGCAAGAUCUCACCUUGUGGAGUUGCAAUGAUCAUGAGAACGGUGAGGAAUCAGCCCAGAACUACACGGGAGGAUCUUGUCAAUGAUCUCAAGGCAGCUGGGACCAUAGUCACCAAGAAAACAUUUGGUAACACACUACGCCGUGAAGGACUGAAAUCCUGCAGCGCCCGCAAGGUCCCCCCCCUGCUCAAGAAAGCACAUAUACAGGCCCGUCUGAAGUUUGCCAAUGAACAUAUGAAUGAUUCAGAGGAGAACUGGGUGAAAGUGUUGUGGACAGAUGAGACCAAAAUUGAGCUCUUUGGCAUCAACUCAAUUCGCCGUGUUUGGAGGAGGAGGGAUGCUGCCUAUGACCCCAAGAACACCAUCCCUACCGUCAAACAUGGAGGUGGAAACAUUAUGCUUUGGGGGUGUUUUUCUGCUAAGGGGACAGGACAACUUCACUGCAUCAAAGGGACGAUGGACGGGGCCAUGUACCAUCAAAUCUUGGGUGAGAACCUCCUUCCCUCAGUCAGGGCAUUGAAAAUGGGUUGUGGAUGGGUAUUCCAGCAUGACAAUGACCCAAAACACACGGCCAAGGUAACAAAGGAGUGGCUCAAGAAGAAGCACAUUAAGGUCCUGGAGUGGCCUAGCCAGUCUCCAGACCUUAAUCCCAUAGAAAAUAUGUGGAGGGAGCUGAAGGUUCGAGUUGCCAAACGUCAGCCUCGAAACCUUAAUGACUUGGAGAAGAUCUGCAAAGAGGAGUGGAACAAAAUCCCUCCUGAGAUGUGUGCAAACCUGGUGGCCAACUACAAGAAACGUCUGACCUCUGUGAUUGCCAACAAGGGUUUUGCCACCAAGAACUAAUUACAAAUGAUGGUGGAAAAUAAGUAUUUGGUCACCUACAAACAAGCAAGAUUUCUGGCUCUCACAGACCUGUAACUUCUUCUUUAACAGGCUCCUCUGUCCUCCACUCGUUACCUGUAUUAAUGGCACAUGUUUGAACUUGUUAUCAGUAUAAAAGACACCUGUCCACAACCUCAAACAGUCACACUCCAAACUCCACUAUGGCCAAGACCAAAGAGCUGUCAAAGGACACCAGAAACAAAAUUGUAGACCUGCACCAGGCUGGGAAGACUGAAUCUGCAAUAGGUAAGCAGCUUGGUUUGAAGAAAUCAACUGUGGGAGCAAUUAUUAGGAAAUGGAAGACAUACAAGACCACUGAUAAUCUCCCUCGAUCUGGGGCUCCACGCAAGAUCUCACCCCGUGGGGUCAAAAUGAUCACAAGAACGGUGAGCAAAAAUCCCAGAACCACACGGGGGGACCUAGUGAAUGACCUGCAGAGAGCUGGGACCAAAGUAACAAAGCCUACCAUCAGUAAUACACUACGCCGCCAGGGACUCAAAUCCUGCAGUGCCAGACGUGUCCCCCUGCUUAAGCCAGUACAUGUCCAGGCCCGUCUGAAGUUUGCUAGAGUGCAUUUGGAUGAUCCAGAAGAGGAUUGGGAGAAUGUCAUAUGGUCAGAUGAAACCAAAAUAGAACUUUUUGGUAAAAACUCAACUCGUCGUGUUUGGAGGACAAAGAAUGCUGAGUUGCAUCCAAAGAACACCAUACCUACUGUAAAGCAUGGGGGUGGAAACAUCAUGCUUUGGGGCUGUUUUUCUGCAAAGGGACCAGGACGACUGAUCCGUGUAAAGGAAAGAAUGAAUGGGGCCAUGUAUCGUGAGAUUUUGAGUGAAAACUUCCUUCCAUCAGCAAGGGCAUUGAAGAUGAAACGUGGCUGGGUCUUUCAGCAUGACAAUGAUCCCAAACACACCGCCCGGGCAACGAAGGAGUGGCUUCGUAAGAAGCAUUUCAAGGUCCUGGAGUGGCCUAGCCAGUCUCCAGAUCUCAACCCCAUAGAAAAUCUUUGGAGGGAGUUGAAAGUCCGUGUUGCCCAGCGACAGCCCCAAAACAUCACUGCUCUAGAGGAGAUCUGCAUGGAGGAAUGGGCCAAAAUACCAGCAACAGUGUGUGAAAACCUUGUGAAGACUUACAGAAAACGUUUGACCUGUGUCAUUGCCAACAAAGGGUAUAUAACAAAGUAUUGAGAAACUUUUGUUAUUGACCAAAUACUUAUUUUCCACCAUAAUUUGCAAAUAAAUUCAUAAAAAAUCCUACAACGUGAUUUUCUGGAUUUUUUCUCUCUCAUUUUGUCUGUCAUAGUUGACGUGUACCUAUGACGAAAAUUACAGGCCUCUCUCAUCUUUUUAAGUGGGAGAACUUAAGUCAUGUUUUGCAGAGGGGUCAAAUACAUAUUUCCCUCAUUAAAAUGCAAAUCAAUUUAUAACAUUUUUGACUUGCGUUUUUCUGGAUUUUUUGUUGUUGUUAUUCUGUCUCUCACUGUUCAAAUAAACCUACCAUUGAAAUUAUAGACUGAUCAUAUCUUUGUCAGUGGGCAAACGUACAAAAUCAGCAGGGGAUCAAAUACUUUUCCCCCUCACUGUAAGAACAUGUAACACCUAUCACGGUAACCAUGGCUAAUCAAUAUUUGUCAGCUUUAAAAUAUUGUUGAAAUGUCAACAAGAUCUUGAAAAUGAGAAACACUAGUUGAUUCUGCAAGUCUACCUUUUCCCUUCCAACAGAAACUGACACAAUCAAGUACAUUGGACUGUCUAUGGCUGGACAAUCUACUUCUCCUCCAACGUUCACUGUAAGAUAAACUCCAAACAGUUAAUUUGAUCAUAUUCUUGUUGUCAAAUACUCCAUGUGAGUGUACUGUACAUAUGUAAUACAUGCGUUUGGCAGCAUUUACAUAGGCAGCCCAAUUCUGAUAUUGUUUUCACUAAUUGGAAUUUUGACCAAUCAGAUCAGCUCCACCAAUUAGUGGAAAGAAAGAUUAGAAUUGGGCUGCCUGUGUAAACAUAAAUUACUUGUUUCACUUGAGUCAUAAAACAAUAGCUCAACAAUCUAAAAAUUAUCAUGGCAAAUUCCUGUAAAUCUCUUUUGAAGCCAUCUGAGGUCCACCAGACAAGCCAUUAUUUUAUUUUAUUUACAAUUACUUAUUAUCCUCAUUCAGGCCUGCAGCCCUGGCCUGGCACACGAGUGCGAUGGGAACUCCUAUCUGAACAGUAUCUGCUAUCAGUUCAACAGCCAGCUCCAGAUCACUUCUAACUUCACACCUGCCUUCCAAGGUAUAACAGCAAAAUUGGAACACAUUUGUAGAUAUAAAUAAAAUAACCCAAGAUUUGUAGGUAUAUAUUGACUGUUUAUUAAUGUAAUGCUAAAUCACAUUAGGAUUAGGUCACAAAAUAUGAAUUGUGAAUGAUAAGAUCUGGAUUUCUGAAUAUGUGAAGAAUGUUGUGAGUGUUAUCCAUCAUAUACAUUUAUUUAAUUUACUUUCUCUUCCAGAAUGUACGAAGAAAAUAGUGGACCUCGUUUUCCUCUUUGACGGAUCAGGAAGCAUGACAAAGAAAGAAUUUGAAGAGAACAAAGGUUUCAUAAACAAUAUCACGACAACCCUAAAAAAUUCCUCAAUCAAGGUAAACUUCCCUUUUAAAGUUCAUAACUUGAAUCAUGCUUGUGAGGAUGCUGAACAUACAUCUGUGUAUCUACACUCUUAGAAGUAAAGGUGCCUAGAAGAACCUUUUGGGUUGCCACACCGGUGGAACCUUUCCAGUUCACGGGUCUUGGAGGAACCCCUGUGUAAAGGUUCUGAUGGGAGGAGUUACAUUUUGAACCUUUUUAAUAAUAUAUUGAAGUGGUGGCAGCAUAGUAUUGUAGACGUGGCUUUCAGAUAGGCACUUCAUGGCCACCCAUUAGCGCAAAUGUCAUUCCUGUUCAUCAUGUUAAGUUUUACACUGCAAAACUAAAUCCUUGAAUAUUGAUACAUAACAUAACAAUUCUCUUUACAUAUACAAUUUUAGUAAUAAAGUGACAACUAUUCCCACUUUGGAAGAGCAUAUGCUCUUGAGGAACACUUCUGUAAGCCUCACUGACGCUACAAAACUAUCAGUGUUUAACUUUCACGUGAUGACAAUACAGCAGAACAGAUUAACAGGAAUUACAUUUACUCUAACGGGUGGCCUAAAAAGUAUAUGCAGUAUCUUAAAGCCACGCACUUCCUAAGCCACGCCUCCACUCCAGGGUUCCUCCAAGAACCCAAUGCUACAUUGAACCAUUAAAGGUUCCUCCAAGAACCCCUCAACUAACCGAAGGGGCAAAUAUGACCCAUUGACUAGCGAUGGUUCCUUGUGGAACUCCAGGGGUUCCUUGAGGAUCUUCAUGGUUCCUCGAGUCACCACUAAUUCUAAGAGUGUAUGUGCUAUACCCAGGUUGCUGCAUGGAAAGUAUGGAAUGAAAUCAAUAUUAGUUAUCUUUUCCUAUUUUUUUUAACCACAGUUCGCAGCGGUUCAGUUCUCAUCAACAGCCAGGACAGUUUUCGACUUCAAUGACUACCAAGAGGGGAGAGCCUUGACUAAUCUUAUGAAAGAAGAGCACAUGGGUCUUCUAACCAAUACACAUCAGGCGAUAGACUUUGUCUUGUAGGUCACAGUUGAUCAUUAUUAAUCAGUUUUACUUUCAAAGUUCUGACCAAAUACUCGGAAUAUGAUCAAAGGGGAUUGUGGUGUAAGAAAGAUAGCUUGAACUGUUGUUUGUAUACAUCUCUUUCAGGAAAUACAUUUUUGAAAACCAAGCUGCCGGCGCCACCGCAGAUGCAACUAAAGUACUGGUCGUAAUAACAGAUGGAAAUCCCAGUGAUACUGAUAAAAAGUUUAACUCUAUCAAAAGAAGUGAUGAGAAAAACAUAAUCCGCUUCGUCAUCGGGGUAUGUCCUUAAAAGGGGAGAGCCUGCAUACCCCCAACACAACACCACACAAUUGUAUGACUUAAUUCCAUUACAACUGUUUCAUUCCCAUAUCUACAGCUGGUUGAUCACUAGCCAAAACAUUUUGACUAGAAGGUAUGCUCUCCUCCUAGUUGAAACUACCAAAUGCCAAUAUAUUUGCAUCUCUGUGAACUUCAAGUUAAAAGGUUUGCAAAUAUACCUCAAUCCAGGGAUGGAAUGUUUCACUGUAGUCCUACUUAUCCCACAACAAUUUACGGUGAAUGGAGAAGAUUUAAAUACUGCUUGUUUUUAAUUAAACUGCCUUGUUCAUCCUCAUGCUAGUUAGCUAAUGCUAAAGCAGCAGUAUUUUACUUCUCCAUUUACCCUAAAUUGUUGUGGGGUAAUUAGGAGUACAGCAACACCUUCCCUCCCUGGAUUGAGGUACAUUUUCAAAUCGUUUCACUUGAAGUUCACCGAGGUGCAAAGAUUUUGGCAUAUGGCCGUUUCGACUAGGUGAUCACCAGUGUAUACCAGUGUUAGUGCUUUUAAUGUAUGAUUUCAAUGUAUGCUGCUUACAUUCAUGUUUGUUGCCCAAAUAAUACACUGGCUUUUUUAAAGCUCCAAUGUAGAUAACUUUUUGGGUGACCCAACCAAUUACACAUAGAAAUGUGUGUUAUAGAUCUGUCAUUCUCAUUCUCAUCAAUUUACAAAUGCUUUUUGAUCCUCUAGUAAAGAUUAUUUGUCAUCACACUGAUGAUUUGCUUAACAGUUUCAAUUACAUACUGUAUGUCAGGCUACUUUAGACUCAGUGGUAGCAGUUAAAACCAAGAAUAAACUGUCUGCCAGAGUCUCACCUUGGUUAAAUGACCACACUCGUGCCUUAAAAAGUAUUUUUUUAAAUGCUGAACGUAAAAGGAAAGCCUGUUAAAGUAUUCUAUGAGAUAAUGAAGGAUCUGAUGAGAAAUUACAAUAUUGUGGUUAAAGAUGCAAGAGCAAACUACUUCUCUACCCUGAUCUCUGAGAACUCCCACAACUCGAAAGUUCUGUUUAAGACAAUUGAGCAUAUUGUUGGUGCCAGUCGGGCUUCCGCUCACUUAACAGCACGAAAACUUGGUUUAUUGAAAGUCAAUAAUGAAGGGCUGUUGCGGUCAUUAAAUUUUGUCUGACAGAUAUUGUCAUGCAAAAAACUGCCGGUCUCAUGAUAAUUGACCGUUAAUUAAAAUAAACAUGUUUAGCAUCACCAGGCCUCCCCACAUACAAGCCAUAUACAAGCCGCUAAUGCGCGCCUUUGGAAAAUUUACAUUUAAAAAGGCUAAUAAAUCAAUGAAAUAUACACCAUCACAAUAAAUCCAUUAUUUAUUUAGUCAGGUCUAAAGAAACAUUAUGAUAUGAAGAAAAUGUAUUUCAGAAUAACAGAAUAGGAGUUGGCCUACUGUAUGCUAUAGGCUGUAGGCUUGUCCAUUUACCAGACAAGAUAUGCUUAUAAGUCCCUUGCCAUUUUAUAGUAAGAAGAAUAUAAUUGAACUUAGCUAAUUAAAAUAGAAAGGAUAUUUUUCCCAUUCCAGAGCGAGAGUGCGCAUAUGAAGUGACUAUGUUGAGCUUAAAAGUGAUCAUUUGAAACAUGUCCUAUAAACUAGAUUUAUAGUUAUUUGGCAACUUUAGUUUACCUUACAAUGCCUUUUUUUAUACAUACAGAAGUUCCCAUAUUUCAGGGCACCAAAAGUAUUGGGACAAUUGGAUUGAGAGGUGUUUCUGGUUAGUCAGGUGUGUUCCGUCACAUCCUUUGUGCAGGUGUAAGAGAGCUGUCAAUGUCUAGUCUUGAUUUUAGGCUUUGCGUAUGCCUUUAGCGGAAGGAGAACUAAGGAUUCCAUCUUUAAGGCUUGGUUAAGCCCCAUUCCGUUUCUUAGAUAUUUUACUGCAUCGCAGUGCUAGCUGUGCCACUAUAGAUCCUGGUUCGAAUCCAGGCUCUGUCGUAGCUGGCCGCGACCGGGAGACCCAUGGGGCGGCGCACAAUUGGCCAAGCGUUGUCCAGGGUAGGGGAGGGAAUGGCCGGCAGGGAUGUAGCUCAGUUGGUAGAGCAUGGCGUUUGCAACGCCAGGGUUGUGGGUUCGAUUCCCACGGGGGGCCAGUAUGAAAAAUAAAAAUAAUAAUGUAUGCACUCACUAACUGUAAGUCGCUCUGGAUAAGAGCGUCUGCUAAAUGACUAAAAUGUAAAAAUGUAAAUGUUAUCUACCUAUGAGCCAGGACACAGCCUGAGAUCCUCUGACAGGGCACUGUUGACCAUUCCAUAGUCUAGGUUGAAAAUGAAAGGAGAUAUUUAUUUAUUUUUUAUUCUCCUUCCUCCUGUCUUUGUUACUUUGUUAGUACUUUUAUUUUAUGAUGUGAAGCACUUUGUUACUUGUAUUGAAAAACGCUAUACAAAUAGAGUUUUUAUUAUUCAUAUUAUUAUUGUUAUUACUAGACUCAAGGGUCCAGUCCAACUUCCCAGUUACGAUGUGGAUGUUUAAAUAUCUUUCAUAUUGAAAAGGAAAUUAGACUUAUAAUUCCUGCCCUCAAGUGAUAUAUUUCUUGGCAGGUCAAGAAUGUCAAUUUGACGAAACUGAAGUCCCUGGCAUCAGAGCCAAAAGAGAACAACACUUUCCUCAUCCAGGACUACAACGGACUAAAGGGAAUCCUAGACAACUUUCAAAAAAAGAUCUUCAAUAUUGAAGGUACAACUCCGGAUUCAGUUGAAAUCUCUUAGUACUACUUACUUAUUUUUCAGCAAAGUCCCUGUCAAGUGAGGGUUGUUAUUCAUAUAAAAUACUUCCGUAAGAUUCCUGAAGUGGCAAUACUGGUCAUCUCCUGAAAUGUACUGGUAUUUAUUUCUGGUGAUAACACCUUACUCAAAACAUUCCACAGUAGAAGUAUCAAUGUAUCGCUAUUAAUAUCAGUGUCCGUAUGUUCUAGGUUCCAAGACUGCUCUGGCUGGAAACUUGACUAAAGAGAUGUCUCAGAGUGGGUUCAGUGUUGUCUACAUUAAUAAGGUGAGAUAUCGCGAUAGUAUGUCCACUAUGUUUUAUCAUCAUCUUAACAUUUUUAUAAAUGUACUGACCACCAUUGCAACUAGUUUAUGGACGCAAUAUAUAAACUCAGCAAAAAAAGAAACGUCCUCUCACUGUCAACUGCGUUUAUUUUCAGCAAACUAAACAUGUGUAAAUAUUUGUAUGAACAUAACAAGAUUCAACAACUGAGACAUAAAAUGAACAAGUUCUACAGAUAUGUGACUAACAGAAAUUGAAUAAUGUGUGCCCGAACAAAAGGGGGGUCAAAAUCUAAAGUAACAGUCAGUAUCUGGUGUGGCCACCAGCUGCAUUAAGUACUGCAGUGCAUCUCCUCCUCAUGGACUGCACCAGAUUUGCCUGUUCUUGCUGUGAGAUGUUACCCCACUCUUCCACCAAGGCACCUGCAAGUUCACUGACAUUUCUGGGUGGAAUGGCCCUAGCCCUCACCCGCCAAUCCAACAGGUCCCAGACGUGCUCAAUGGGAUUGAGAUCCGGCCUCUUCGCUGGCCUUGGCAGAACACCGACAUUCCUGUCUUGCAGGAAAUCACGCACAGAACGAGCAGUAUGGCUAGUGGCAUUGUCAUGCUGGAGGGUCAUGUCAGGAUGAGCGUGCAGGGAGGGUACCACAUGAGGAGGAUGUCUUCCCUGUAACGCAAAGCGUUGAGAUUGCCUGCAAUGACAACAAGCUCAGUCCGAUGAUGCUGUGACACACCGCCCCAGACCAUGACGGCCCCUCCACCUCCAAAUCGAUCCCGCUCCAGUGUAUAGGCCUCGGUGUAACGCUCAUUCCUUCGUGAUCCGACCAUCACCCCUGGUGAGACAAAACCGCGACUCGUCAGUGAAGAGCACUUUUUGCCAGUCCUGUCUGGUCCAGCGACGGUGGGUUUGUGCCCAUAGGCAAUGUUGUUGCCGGUGAUGUCUGGUGAAGACCUGCCUUACAACAGGCCUACAAGCCCUCAGUCCAGCCUCUCUCAGCCUAUUGCGGACAGUCUGAGCACUGAUGGAGGGGUUGUGCGUUCCUGGUGUAACUCGGGCAGUUGUUGUUGCCAUCCUGUACCUGUCCUGCAGGUGUGAUGUUCGGAUGUACCGAUCCUGUGCAGGUGUUGUUACACAUGGUCUGCCACUGCGAGGAUGAUCAGCUGUCUGUCCUAUCUCCCUGUAGUACUGUCUUAGGCGUCUCACAGUACGGACAUUGCAAUUUAUUGCCCUGGCCAGAUCUGCAGUCCUCAUGCCUCCUUGCAGCAUGCCUAAGGCACAUUCACGCAGAUGAGCAGGGACCCUGGGCAUCUUUCUUUUGGUGUUUUUCAGAGUUAGUAGAAAGGCCUCUUUAGUGUCCUAAGUUUUCAUAACUGUGACCUUAAUUGACUACCGUCUGUAAGCUGUUAGUGUCUUAACGACCGUUCCACAGGUGCAUGUUCAUUAAUUGUUUAUGGUUCAUUGAACAAGCAUGGGAGACAGUGUUUAAACCCUUUACAAUGAAGAUAUGUGAAGUUAUUUGGAUUUUUACGAAUUAUCUUUGAAAAACAGGGUCCUGAAAAAGGGAUGUUUUUUUUUGUUGCUGAGUUUAGUUGAUUAAUGCUUAUUAAUGUUUUAUUUCCUCUACAGGACACCUUGGUUUUGGGCUCAGUGGGAUCAAACAACUGGCGUGGAUCCCUCUUUGAGACUGAGGGUCUGAGAUCAGAGGAAAAGGAAAUUCAGGACCCCACCUUGGACAAAGACUCAUAUAUGGGUAAUGGAACAUUAAGCAAAAAAAAAAUAUUGCUCAAAAGUGAAUUUGAACAAACACUAAUUUCAAGGCUCCAUUAGUUCAGAUGUUUCAGUGAAGGGAGUGUAGUUACAAUGGAUCCACAUUGCUUUAUUGUUCUCAUAGGAUAUUCUGUAGCUGUUGGGAAGAAGAAAGAGAACCUUCUAUAUUUUACCGGAGCACCAAGAUCUGAACACAUGGGACGGAUCCUACUUUUUAACAAGGUUAACAACAACUGGACUGUGGCACAAAGAUUGUCUGGAGAACAGGUUGGUAACAUUAGCUAUUUCUUUAAGCAGUGUGGUAUAUCAAUCAAGUUUAUAUCAUACAGGAGGGACACCAUAAAACUAGCUUUUGGGGUUACUUCAAAGGUUGAAUCACUACUCCCAUAGUAAAGAGGAACACAGUUACAUUAUAUCACUUUUUAUAUUUACUUACGAGUUUCAUUCAAAACCAUAUGGCGUCUUCAAACAUUUCAAAACUAUUUUUGUAUGAAUGUAAGUUUUGAUGUUCUCAGAUGGGCUCCUACUUUGGGGCAGAGCUGUGUUCUGUGGACAUAGACUCAGACAGCAACACAGACUUCCUCCUGGUGGGUGCACCAAUGUUUCACCAACCUCCGAGAGAGGGCAGGAUCUACGUUUACACACUGACUGAUAAGGUGGGCUUAACUGGGAAUCUCUGAACAACAGAUUCAAAUGCUGCAAUUUGUGGUUGAAUAUGUUCAUCAGGGACAAAGUGAUCUGGAAGCCGAAAUGGAUUCAUUUGGAUAUGAAUAUCCAUCAUCUUCAAUAAUACUGCACAAAAGACAGUAUAAUUCGGAUUGAUCUUCAUGUGAUCUCUCCUCACCCUUCCUUUCUUAGUUGGAACUGAGGAUGGAGAUGAAUGUGUCAGUGCCGUCUCAGGGUAGAUUUGGCUCCUCCAUCUCCUCUCUCACAGACCUGAAUGGAGAUGGCCUGAAGGAUGUAGCUGUGGGCGCUCCACUUGAGGACGAUCAGCAGGGGGGCCGUGUACAUCUACCUGGGUGAAAAGCUAAGGGGGAUCCGCCCUGAAUUCAGCCAGGUGAGGCAGACAAAGAUGUAUAUCAUUCAAAGAGGCUCUUCAUGCUCAAAGAAAACAGACAUCCCUCCUGGGAUAUCAAUAUCAAUGCCUUUUUGUUAAAUGUGUAUGUCUUCUUACUGCAGCACAUCUCAGCUGCGGUGAUAAGAUCUAAGCUCCAGUUCUUUGGCCAGACGAUUGAUGGGAAGAUGGACCUGGGUGAGGAUGGACUGACUGACAUCGUAGUAGGAGCGCGUGGCGCAGUUGUCGUCUUGAGGUAUGAGUCCAUAAAAAGGAUAAGAAAAGACAGCUGGUUUAAACUGACAAUUGUUUAACCAGUAAAAAUAUCCCACUAGUGUGCGAUCCACCCUGAAUGGGGGCUGCGCUCAAUGAGGUGUGGGCGUAGCUACCCAACAUCAUACAAUGUAGGCUAACAUCCCAAUCUUUAUCUCAAUCGCUCACAGGUCCAGACCGGUCCUCAGCGUGUCCACUCAUCUCCAUUUCCAUCCCUCGGAGAUCAACACUGAUAACUUUGACUGUCUUGCAAGAGAGACCAUUUCCCCUGUGGUCACUUUAACAGCCUGCUUUAACAUGGCAGAGGCAACAAAGAGUAAAGCUGGUAAGAUCUCUCAGAACUUUUGCAACACUGAUGGCUUUUUGCUUUCCAACAGAAAUGGAGUCUUGAUCUAAGACCACAUAAUUGUGGCCUUGGUGGUCUAGGUCAGAGCCUCGGUGCAUAGCUAAAUCACUGACCACCAUAAGUGGGUCUUGGUCUCUUCCCUGUCUGAAGACCAAUGGAGGCUGCUGAGGGGAGGAUGGCUCAUAAUAAUGUCUGGAACGGAUCAAAUUGAAUGGCAUCAAACACAUAGAAACCAUGUGUUUGAUACCAUUCCACCUAUCCACUCCAGCCAUUACCACGUGCCCGUCCUCCCCAAUGAAGGUGCCACCAACCUGUGGUGAAGACCCAGAUGAAGUCCUAGUGUAUCGAAAGGUUUGGACCUUGGUCUGGAUCUGGGUCUCAAGAGUUAAGGUCUUGACUCCAUCUCUGCUUUCUACUUCAAUGCUGUCCAUCAGCAGGCAACCAUGAGGUUCAGAACUUCUCUCCCUGAUAAGGUGGCCAUUUAAGAUUUAUUGUGUACUUUUCUAGGAGCGCUGAGUGCAGGGAUGAACGUCUCCUACUCGCUGGUUGUGGAUCCAGUGAGACAGAGGAGCCGAGCCUUUUACAGUGACACGAACAAAGGGGCCAGAAGACUUCGCUCUACUGUGGAGCUGAGAAAGGAGCGGACCUGCUUCAACCACUCAGUCUACAUGACAGUAUGAUCAAUAAGAAACUGUAGCUAUGCAACAAUACAACAACUGUCAUGUAUCUCCUAGGGAGGGGAUUUAAUGAUUAACAAGUUGUUAGGUUGUUUAAUUAUUAUUGAAUUGUUAGUGUGUGUCGAUCUUAUUCAGUGAUGAGAAGAAUUUGGGUUUUGCAUGACUAUGGAUAGGGAAAUGAAUGCCACAUUGUCUUUUCUUCCAGCAAUGCGUGAUCGACACAUUAUCGCCCAUUAUCAUCCAACUUAAUUUUUCUCAAUCUGAAAGCCAACAAGAGGGUCCUACUGCCAUUCUGAAUACUGACAGUCCCACACAGGCUGUGGUCGAGGUACGAGGGAACAUUCUGUGUCUGACUAAAACCUGUUCACUUACAAUGAUCAACAGUAAUUGCAAUGACUGCGGACUGAGUACUGUAAUUUAGCCAAAGACCUGUGAAAACAGGUAAUCUAAACACAUUCACAGUUGUCUUGAAUUCGUCAUAGGUACCCUUUGAAAAGAACUGCAAAGAAAAUGAAACCUGUGUGGCAGAGCUUGAGGUGGACUUCAACUUUAUGUAAGUAUCUGAUAAACAGAGGCAACAUAAAGUAACUUGUUUGUAGGUAUAAUAAUUUCUGACGGAUAAAAAAAAGCAUGUUUUCUGACUGUAAGGUCUUGUCUCUUAUCAGAACCUCAACUUUAUUAGUGGUGGACCAGAGUUACUUUAAUGUGACUAUAAGACUGUCCAAUCAUGGGGAUGACUCCUUCAACACUAGUCUAACCCUCCUCUACCCUCCUGGCCUCUCAUUCUCCAUGAUGCAUCUUCUGAAGGUAAAACCGACACCCCUCCAUCUAUUGUGUAAUUCAUUCUGAUGUUUUCUUCUUGCUCUCAUCUAAACCAGUGUUAUUCCAUCCUGGAGACCUAAAACAUGUUCAGCCAAUCAAGGGUUUGAUGAUUAGUUUAAUCAGGAAGUGUUCGUGCUGGGCUGGAACAAAAGCUUGCCUUGCUCAUCUUGUGGGUCUGCAGAAGCAGGAUAGAAGAACAUUGAUUUAAACAUCAGUUUGCCGCCAAACAUUUAAAUGUACACUACAUGUGCUGAUUAUUCAAAUGUAGCAACAUAUUAAGUGUUGAAUUUAUUAAUUCCUUAAACUGUUAACAUGCUCGUUUGUUUAUUUUAGACUAUGUCAGUGACUCAAUUAUUUACAUAUUGUCUGUAUUCCAUAGUCCACAAGGAGAACUGUGUUCAGCUGUGGUGGUCUGGAAGGUGAAAUGGACAGAACUACAUGCAGUGUCAGCAUACCUGUCUACCGUAGUAAAACUACAGUGAGUGAUUACUUAGAUAUACCAGUAAAUAAUGCUCUACUGUGAAUACACCGGUAAAGCUUUUAAAAUGUUGUCAUUAGAUGAUAAAGACUCAGAGCUAAAAGCAGUGACAAAGCAGUAACUCAAUGUCAUUAAAACAGCUUUGAUCUUUGAGUGAUAUAUGCCUUGUGAGGAAUAACAUUUAAUCAAUUUUGAAUUCAGGCUGUAACAAAAUGUGAAAAAAGUCAAGAUGUCUGAAUACUUUCUGAAGCCAUGCCUUGUACAUUUUUUUCCACUUCCACAGUUUUAUGAUCUAAUUUCAAAUAAUCUUUAUUUUUUCUUCUCAACUAUGCCAUCUUCCUUUUUAGGCAGUGUUCACCAGUAAAUUCCAUAUUUUGAAUACAUACGACUGGAAUGACACAAUGGAAAUGACCGUCAUAGGCCUGAGGUAGAAAUCUGCUUUCAAUGUGAAUAUGUUAGAGAAGUAGCUAGACGAGAAAUUAGAAUCAGUCCAGGGCAUUGCUUAAAACUAAGAGCUAGUUUAAUACAACCUCAAUACCUUCUACUCAAUUAGCUGAAGGACUUCAUAACAUUCCAUUUAUGUACACUAAAAAUGCAUUUGCCUUUGCUUUAUUUACAGCGACAAUGGAAACUCAACCAAUAGUUCCCUAACCAGGACCAUCCCUGUUCAAUUUGCAGUUGACCUGGCUGCAAAAGCGUACGUUUUUAUAAUACUUGACAUUUUGUUUGAGAAUGACUCCAUCAAGUUAAUUGAAUAAAAUCAAGAUGACUUAUAUAUUUUUUUUGUUGAAGCCUUCCCGAAGACUCCACUACUUACAUUAACUUUACUCUGGAGGAUACAUCACCCAAAAAACUGGUGAAUGUGUAUGAGGUAAACAAACAAUCGACUGCUAAUGCUGUGACUGAUCUUGAAAUUGUGAUUCACACUAUGUGAGGGAAAUGUGCUGUCUUUAUACUCUAAAAACAAAACAUUAUUUUAUUGUUACUCAAGCCAUUUACAUGCAUUCAAUAAUAAGAUUAUUGUGAACACUCUGAUUAAUAUAAUAGCUUGAUUAAAACAUUUAAAUGCAUUGCAAAAAUAACAAUUUCCCUUACAAUCUGUUUUACAUGGACAGCUGAUAAUCAGGCUACCUGAUGGGACUUUGAAAAAUUCAGAAAAUCGGCAAUCAAAAUAACGUUCUAUCACAGCGAUCAUAUCAUUUUUGGGAAGCCCAUUUGAUUCUGAGUGUACAAAACAUUAAAGACACCUUCCUAAUAAUGAGUUGCACGUACCCCCUUUUGCCCUCAGAACAAGCCUCAAUUCGUCGGGGAAUGGACUCUACAAGGUGUCAAAAGUGUUCCACAGGGAUGCUGGCCCAUGUUGACUCCAAUGCUUCCCACAGUUGUGUCAAGUUAGCUGGAUGUCCUUUGGGUGGUGGACCAUUCUUGAUACACACAGGAACCUGUGGUGCGUGAAAACCCAGCAGCGUUGCAGUUUUUGACACAAACCGGUGCACCUGACACCUAAUACCAUACCCCAUUCAAAGCACUAUAACCUUUUGUCUUGCCCAUUCACUCUCUGAAUGGCACACACACAAACCAUGUCUCAAUUGUCUCAAGGCUUAAAAAUCCUUCUUUAACCUGUCCCCUCCCCUUCAUCUACACUGAUUGAAGUGGAUUUAACAAGUGAUAUCAAUAAGGGAUCAUCGCUUUCACCUGGAUUCACCUGGUCAGUCUAUGUCAGGGAAAGAGCAGGUGUCCUUAAUGUUUUGUACUCAGUGUAUAAAGUUUGUAUGUGAAAAGUAAUACUAAGAUGCAUACUUUAGUAUUUUCUGGACUCGCGUCACUCGCGCCAAAGAGGGAGGCUCACGUUGCUCAUGAUAACAAAUGCGCAGAUCAGACACACUGCAGGAUACAGAUACACCAUUAAAGGGAUACUGUUCUACUUCCCCAGAGUCGGAUGAACUUGUGUAAAUCAUUUUUAUGUCUCUGCGUGCAGUACGAAGGAAGUUAGUGGUUGUUUUGCGAGCCAAUGCUAACUAGCGUUAGCUAGCGCAAUGAAUGGAAGUCUACAGGUACGGUAGCAUUGCUCUCUCACAGUAUCCCUUUAAAUGCGUUUACAUGUUCCAAUAAUUUCAAAAGAUUGCAAAUAAAAUCGAGGUGCUUACUUCGCUCAUGACCUUACGCCGAUUAAGAUAAUCAGAGAAAGGUGUUUACAUGACUAAUUUCCAUAAUCAGUUUAAUAUUGAAUUAUUAGUGUGCAUAUAAACGUAUUAUCUGUCCACAGGAGGUUGGUGGCACCUUAAUUGGGGAGGAUGGGCUCGUGGUAAUGGCUGAAGCGGAAUCAGUGGAAUGCUAUCAAAUACAUCAAACACUUGGUUUCCAUGUGUUUGAUGCCAUUCCAUUUGCUCCGUUACAGACAUUAUUAUGAGAGACAUCCUCCCCUCAGCAGCCUCCACUGUCUCUGUCGCCCUAGGCUUGCUCUUUUGGGGGUUUAGGUAUAUGUUUUGUUACACGCUCUGUGAGAAAUGCCUUUGUAUAAAAUCUCAAUAUAAAUGUUAUUGUUAGGUUGGUUGAUUGAAUGUGUCACUGUUUACAGGUGCAGAACUUGGACUCUAAGUCUGUACCCAUCACAGUCACCUUCACAUUCCCAACUAAGCUUGAGCACAAAUUUGAAAUGAAGGACUACCAAAUAUCUGUCUCACAGGUAAACUGUUCACAUUUCGUACAAAAAUGCUGACAUAUUACUGCCACAAUUUCUUUCAGUAAGAAAUAUCCUAUUACAAGUUUCCUUUCUUUUCUUUGAAGAACCAUACUCAAUGUGGAAAGGUUAUGAAUUCAACAACAGAGGUGAGUAUUCAAAUAUGCCACUCACUCUUGACAUUGUUGGUAACCUAUCCAAUCAGGUUACAACUCAGUAUAGUAAUCAUGUUACUGAAACACACAUUUUGCUUCUGGCUGUGUUUACAGUACUGCUCUCCAGAAAAAUACUGCAAGUCCAUCGAGUGUGAAAGUUUCCUUUUGGAGAAGUUUUCGACAGUUACAUUUGUGCUGUCUGGAAAUGUUUCCUUCAAGGACCUCGAUCAACAUGCAAGGGUCUGUAUUAAGACAAGUUUAACAAAUGAUGGUACAGAGUAACAACAUGCUAAUAAUUCAUGAGACUUUGGGACAGCAAACAUCCCACUUGAAAUCUUUGUCAUACUUCUUAUUAUUUUUUAGUAUGAUACACCAUUUAAGCUAGAAACGCCAUUCAAACUUUAAAACGUGCAGAGUCGUCAGGACCAGUGUGCUUGCAUGCAACUUAUUGAUAUACAGUGGCUUGCGAAAGUAUUCUCCCCCCUUGGCAUUUUUCCUAUUUUGUUGCCUUACAACCUGGAAUUAAAAUAGAUUUUUGGGGGGUUUGUAUCAUUUGAUUUACACAACAUGCCUACCACUUUGAAGAUGCAAAAUAUUUUUUACUGUGAAAGAAACAAGAACUAAGACAAAAAACAGAACUUGAGGGUGCAUAACUUUUCACCCCCCCAAAGUCAAUGAUUUGUAGAGCCACCUUUUCCAGCAAUUACAGCUGCAAGUCUCUUGGGGUAUGUCUCUAUAAGCUUGGCACAUCUAGCCACUGGGGUUUUUGCCCAUUCUUCAAGGCAAAACUGCUCCAGCUCCUUCAAGUUGGAUGGGUUCUGCUGGAGUACAGCAAUCUUUAAGUCAUACCACAGAUUCUCAAUUGGAUUGAGGUCUGGGCUUUGACUAGGCCAUUCCAAGACAUUUAAAUGUUUCCCCUUAAACCACACAAGUGUUGCUUUAGCAGUAUGCUUAAGGUCACUGUCCUGCUGGAAGGUGAACCUCCGUCCCAGUCUAAAAUCUCUGGAAGACUGAAACAGGUUUCCCUCAAGAAUUUCCCUGUAUUUAGCGCCAUCCAUCAUUCCUUCAAUUCUGACCAGUUUCCAAGUCCCUGCCGAUGAAAAACAUCCCCACAGCAUGAUGCUGCCACCACCAUGCUUCACCUAGGGAUGGUGUUCUCGGGGUGAUGAGAGGUGUUGGAUUUGCGCCAGACAUAGCGUUUUCCUUGAUGGCCAAAAAGCUAAAUUAUAGUCUCAUCUGACCAGAGUACCUUCUUCCGUAUGUUUGGGGAGUCUCCCACAUGCCUUUUGGCGAACACCACAUUUUUUUCUGGCCACUCUUCCGUAAAGCCCAGCUCUGUGGAGUGUACGGCUUAAAGUGGUCCUAUGGACAGAUACUCCAAUCUCCGCUGUGGAGCUUUGCAGCUCCUUCAGGGUUAUCUUUGGUCUCUUUGUUGCCUCUCUGAUUAAUGCCCUCCUUGCCUGGUCUUCAUGGUGCCGUUUGCUUGGUGGUGCCCCUUGCUUAGUGGUGUUGCAGACUCUGGGGCCAUUCAGAACAGGUGUAUAUAUACUGAGAUCAUGACAGAUCAUGUGACACUUAGAUUGCACAGAAGUGGACUUUAUUUAACUAAUUAUGUGACUUCUGAAGGUAAUUGGUUGCACCUGAUCUUAUUUAGGAGCUUCAUAGCAAAAGGGGUGAAUACAUAUGCAUGCACCACUUUUCUGUUAUUUAUUUUUUUCAUUUCACUUCACCAAUUUGGACUAUUUUGUGUAUGUCCAUUACAUGAAAUCCAAAUAAAAAUCAAUUUAAAAAUUACAGGUUGUAAUGCAACAAAAUUGGAAAAACGCCAAGGGGGAUGAAUACUUUUGCAAGGCACUGUAUGUUAUACUUUUUAAACUCUUGAGUUUUUUGUCCUCCAUCCACUUCCAUGGGAUUUCUUCAACAUUCUAAAGGUUCCAUUGUUACAGACUCCCAUGAAUUCCAACAUUCUAUUAUACAAAUCAAGAGAUACAGAUGUUUUAAUAACCGCAUCUCAUUAAGCUAACUUCCCACUGUUGAAUACGCCAUGCAAGAGACGCGGCAAGUAGCCUACUAGUUCAUGAACUUUCGUAGGCUUUUUGAAUGCUCUUCAAUGUGCAAAAUCGUAGCGCAAUAGUCUUCAGCGCAAAAACGUCAUAAAAAGCAUCUGAUUUUAUUAUAUAAACUUGAAGCCCAUGCAAAAGACCAGGGACAUGAACACGGAAGCAUGACGUAGGAGUGUGUCACUUGCAUAGCUUAUUAACUGCCAUAGAACUUUCAAAUUAUAGCACUGGGGCCUCCCGAGUGGCGCAGUGGUCUAAGGCACUGCAUCGCAGUGCUAGAGGCGUCACUACAGAUCCGGGUUCGAUCCCGGGCUGUGUCGCAGCCGGCCGCGACCGGGAGACCCAUGAGGCGGCGCACAAUUGGCCCAGCGUCGUCCGGGUUAGGGGAGGGUUUGGCCGGCCGGGAUGUCCUUGUCCCAUCACGCUCUAGCGACUCCUGUGGCAGGCCGGGCGCUUGAACGCUGACACGGUCGCCAUUUCUUCCAACACAUUGGUGCGGCUGGCUUCCGGGUUAAGCGAGCAGUGUGUCAAUAAGCAGUGCAGCUUGGCAGGGGGGUCGUGCUUCGGAGGACGCAUGGCUUUCGACCUUCGUCUCUCCCAAGUCCGUACAGGAGUUGCAGCGAUGGGACAAGACUAAUUUCCAAUUGCAUAUCACGAAAAAGGGGUAUAAUUUUGUUUUUUUUACAUAAAUUAUAGCACUGGGUGAACACAUUCUAAGCAUGAGACAAUGAGUAAACGGUGACUGACAAAUCAGUUACUUUCCCAACAUCUUAGACAAAAACUUGGUCUACUUCUCUGCUUUUCGUAUGUAAAAUCAGAACAUAAAUAUCCUCUACCAAUCAAACGAUGUAGCUUUGUUACUGCAUCGACUACAUUUUCUGUCAACUUUUACAAACAACUGAAAUUUUGACCACUUUCCGAGCAUUUUAUACCACAAUUUAGAAGUUAUGACAUAUUGGUCUACUUCUUUGCUAUUCAAAUCUGAAGUCAGACAGCUGUUCUAGUAACUACAUCAACUACUUCUUGUCUUGACCACUUUCCCAACAAGUUAGACAAAAAUGUAGAGCUUUGUCUUACUUCUCUGCUAUUUAAAUCUGAAAUCAGAACACUUCUUCUACUACCACAAAAUACUUUUAAAGAACUGAUGCAAGGCACACAAUUUUACUUCAUGUAAAAUUACCAUCUAGUUCUACUAACAAUAUCUCACUCUACAGAGCAUGUCAUUGCCAAAGAAAUUCACUGGAGAUAGAGAAACAGUCAAUUUCAUCAGUUUUGUCAAACUCAGCUUUGACAAAAAACGAUAUGUCCAGACAGCGAGUGACCAAGGGGUAUGUUUCCUGUAAAAAAAACUUUCUUCAACAAAGAUACAAAUAUUUAUUGAGCAAAGAUUCACAAAAGCAUUAAUUUUGUAUUUAUUUCUUUGCUCAUUAGGAUAACUCUACGAGCUUCCACCAAACACAGGUAAUUCCGUUGGUGGAAUUAAACUGAUUUACUGUAUAAUAAUUGUUUUUAAAAUGCUUGUUCCAUCGUCACUCAUGGUCUCAAAAUGAAUUCCUCCAGAUUGAUGUUCAGGCUGAGAUCAUCAUUCCUCCACAUAGACAGCUGAUAAUAGGGACAGGAGUUGGAGUAGGAAUCUUCCUCCUGAUCAUCGUCACAGUGGCCAUGUACAUGGUGAGUACCAAUGCUGCGACAGAGCCUUUGCUUCUGCAUUGUAAAGGACCAACACUUUGAUUCACAUUCUUCACAUUGUUUUUCCUUUCUUCUCAGAUGGGAUGUUUCAAGAGAAAAAGGUUUGUUGAUAACGCACAGGAAGGUGAGAAUGAAGGGGAACAGAGUGAGCAAGAUGACGCUGCUCAGCCUAAAAACAUCUGUGCUAACAUAUCAGAGAAGCAGCCACAGCCUGAGAGAGAGCCUGAGAGUGGAGCAGUGGAGUCAAAACCUCUCCUUGACGACAUUCAGACAGAAAACAAUGGCUUCCCAACUAGCAGUGAGGCGGUAGGGGAGGGACCAAAAGAGAAACAGGAUGUGUCAGAGUCAGAAGCAGGCUAA
Messenger RNA from Coregonus sp. 'balchen', 30101 nucleotides. Lineage: Eukaryota; Metazoa; Chordata; Actinopteri; Salmoniformes; Salmonidae. The record is from the annotation of a GenBank genome assembly.